AUGCGCCGUAUGCUCCAUGAUGACGUACAAGAGAUGCGCCGCAUGACAGACGGUGUGCAAGAGGAAAUUCGUAAAGUAGGUGCAGAUGUGUUGGCUGUGAAAGAGGGGAUGGAUAUACUGACUACGAAACUAGUAAAGUUGGAAUCUCGAGUAACAGAGGCAGAGGAUAGGGUCUCACAUCUCGAAGAUGACAAUAAUCUCUUGACAGACCAAGUCCAGAGCUUGAUCAAAACUGUAAACCAACUACAGACGCGAGUGGAGUAUCAUGAGAACUACAGCAGAAGGAACAACCUACGACUUAGAGGAGUACCAGAGGACCAAGGCAACGGGCAAAACGAGAUGGAAUGCGUUCAAGCCAUUCUAAAAAACCUGUUUAAAGACACGGAACAAUCUACAGAAGACAUACUCAUUGAACGAGCCCACCGGGUGCCCACAGGACCCAGACGGGACCAGCGAGACGCGCUCCCAAGGUACAUCGUGGUAAGAUUUCUGCGCUUCACGGACAGGGAAAAGGUCCGCAAUAGAGCAAGGAGCAUCGGUAAAUUCCAUUGGAAAGACGCUCAAAUAGACUUUUUUCCGGACUUCACCAGAGAAGUACAGGAAAAGAGACGGAGCUUUAACGAUGUCAAACGCGCCUGUGCGGAGAAAGAGUUGAGCUACUCAAUGCAGUACCCCGCAGUACUUUAG
Knipowitschia caucasica is the source of this 687-nucleotide messenger RNA. The record is from the annotation of a GenBank genome assembly. Lineage: Eukaryota; Metazoa; Chordata; Actinopteri; Gobiiformes; Gobiidae.